Emiliania huxleyi CCMP1516 is the source of this 378-nucleotide messenger RNA. RefSeq lists its product as hypothetical. The record is from RefSeq and is a predicted model, not a curated record. NCBI's taxonomy places the organism in Eukaryota, Haptophyta, Isochrysidales, Noelaerhabdaceae. Gene Ontology annotation, cellular component: CCAAT-binding factor complex. The coding region runs from base 1 to 378 and encodes 125 amino acids. The transcript has 3 exons. Gene Ontology annotation, molecular function: DNA-binding transcription factor activity, RNA polymerase II-specific; RNA polymerase II cis-regulatory region sequence-specific DNA binding. Gene Ontology annotation, biological process: regulation of transcription by RNA polymerase II.
AUGGCAUCCGUGCAGGAUCGACCAAAAGGGGGCGCGAGGAAGGUCGUGGUUGCCACGCUCGUCCAGACGGAGCUGGUCGAGUGGCGAGAGAUCAACCCGAAGCAGUAUAAGCGCAUCCUGAAGCGUCGCGUUGAGCGUGCCACGAACGAGCACAUCCGACCGCACCUGCCUCGCCAGCCGUAUCUGCACGAGUCACGGCACCGGCACGCCGUCAACCGGCAGCGCGGCCAAAAGGGCCGAUUCGCCAACCGCGCGCCCGCCGCGCCAGGCCGAGAGCAGCUCGAGGCGCUCGACUUUCUGAACGAGCAGCCUUACGAAAAGGAGGCGGUGGACGCCUCGUCGGGAGCAUCGCGACCGGAAUCGGCAGAACUCAUGUGA